Molecule: messenger RNA, 5966 nt
Organism: Gryllus bimaculatus (two-spotted cricket)
Lineage: Eukaryota; Metazoa; Arthropoda; Insecta; Orthoptera; Gryllidae
Source: the annotation of a GenBank genome assembly
AUGAUGCAAGAACCAGAAUUAGUUAUACUAAUCUGUAAUUAUUUACCCAUCUUUCAACAACCAAAAUUAGUAUAUAUUAAUAAGCAGAAAGGUGAUUUUGAAGAACUGAAUCAAACAUCUGGCAACACAGAGGCAAUACAGGGUAUCCCAGUGAUAUCCAACGAUCGAUUAGGAAGAUUCAAAGCGAUAGCAGAAGUACUUGGUGGUGGAAAGUAUGAUCUUGUUUGCUUGCAAGAAGUGUGGGAUACUCAAGAUUACUUUUUUCUAAAGAAGUGUUUGCAGCAAGUUUUACCAUUCUCACAUUACUUCUACAGUGGAGUUUUAGGUUCAGGACUGUGUGUAUUUUCCAAGUUUCCGUUUCAAGAUGUAUUUUUUCAUCAGUGGUCUCUAAAUGGCUAUGUACAUAAAAUUCAACAUGGUGAUUGGUUUGGAGGAAAAGGAAUUGGAUUAUGUACUUUGAAAAUUCGGAAUAUGACUGUGAACUUGUAUACAGCUCAUCUUCAUGCCGAAUAUGACCGCACCAAUGAUGAAUAUUUGUCUCAUCGUGUAUUACAAGCAUUUGAUACUGCCCAGUUUGUACGACUGACCUCAAAAAACUGUGAUUUAGUAAUUUUGGGAGGAGAUUUAAAUACUGAACCCUCUGAUUUGUCGUACAGAAUUCUUUGCUCUGAAGCUCAAUUAGAAGAUGCUUUUGUUCAUGCAGGAAAUAUUCCAGAAGACUGCAUUGGGACCAAUGAAUCAGAUCGCAAUAGUUAUUCAGAUAACCGAAAAUUGCAGCUAAAUCCAAGGGGAAAACGUAUUGAUUAUGUUUUAUUUAGAACUGGAUCAUCUGUGCAACUAAAGAAAAUUAACUAUGGAUUGCCCCUUCCACCUCGUGUUCCUAGUUGCUCAUUUAGUUAUUCGGACCAUGAAGCAGUUUCAGCUUCAGUCACUCUCAGCAGAAACACAGGAGUCCAAGAGUCAUCAAGUUAUAAAAUCGAUGCUACUCUUCACAAACAAGCAUUGAAUGAAGGUUUGCUUGUGUGCAAUGAAGCUCUUCAAAAGUUGGCAAGGGAUAAGUAUUUCUAUUGGAUAGCAUCAUGUACAUUAUUUUUGGUAUUAUUGUCCAUUUGUAGCACAAGCCCACCUUAUGAAAUGCAUAGCUUAUAUAAAGUUUUUCUUUCUCUUAUAUCAGCCCUUAUGUGUUUCACUGGUUUCAUGUGUUUUAUAUGGAAUCGAAUGGAAGUAAAUGGAAUCAUGGCUGGAAAAUUAGCAAUGGAAUUAGCCUGUUCUAAAUGUCAGGGAGAAGUAGGUGAAGAAUCUUCAUCGAAAACAGGGCUAUUUGAAGAGGGGCCAAAAUUUUCUUAAAGAAUUUAAAUGACAGAGACAAGUUGUGCAAAUGUGUUUCUUCACAUGGUUGUGAUUUUCAGUUUUAUAUUACUGUUGCUCGUUUCUUUUUUAAUAUAAAAUGGCAUGCAAGAAGAUUGCCCUAAAACUUCAAUAUUUUUCAUAGUUAUACCUAGGAUCCUCAUUGUAAAGAUUUUAAAUUCUAUAAAAUCAUAGGCUUAUUGUAAAAGAGCGAAUGCAGACUGGCUUAAAAUGUUAAACAGUUGAAUGUUGAUGGUGCAGACUUAUGCUGACACGUACUGCAAUGAGUGUGUGAUGGUGUGUUACUUAUAUAUGUUGCACCAAACUUUUUUGUGCCUGAUGUUUGAGAGUCACAUGAUUGACACACAAUAGCAUCUGCUGUUCCAGUGACAUAAUCUGCAUUUGUUGCCACCAACUUGGAAUGAAUAAAUGGAAGGGAUAGAGCUUCAUACCAGCUUAGCACUUCUGCCAUGCAUUUAUGGUCCCAAUGUCAAAAGUAUAGGUCUGAAUUCUGGUAUGAAUUUAGAUAUUUUAAAAAAGAUCAUGCCAAGUGCUCGUGGCACAAGCAGUAAACUGUGGCAAUGAUGACUUUGCCAAGGCCCAACUAUCAAGCACAAGAAGACCGGUACUAAGUAUAAGUGACCUAAUUGGAUGAGAAAAAAAUGUGAGGUCAGUUUUGCUGCUGUGUAUGGUAGGAUUCUUGAUAAUUGUGAAUGGUAUUCAAUAAGAGUGUGGUUAAACCAGGAGUAAAAUGGACCAUUCCAAAACUUCUUUAGAGUCAGUUAGUUAUUUUCUAUUGUGAAAUUUUAUGAAAUAAGAACAAGGGCAUGAAUUAAUUUUCAAAUUAAGUCAACUGCCAAUAAAAGUCCAUCAUCAAUCUACUUAAAAAACAACUGAGACAUAAGGCAAUUUUAACAUAAAAAUAGUAAUACAGAUCAUAGGUAAAUUUAAUCAAACAUGUCAUUUCAGAAACAUAAACGUAGUUCUUAAUAAGAGUCAGUCAUUACCAUAAAUCCACUUUGACAAAUUGCUCAUUCUCCAAAUGGUUCCUCUAACAAGAAUAAAGAAUUGUAAUGAAGAUCUUGUACUUCUGUUUUUAUAGCAUAAAAAUAAUUGCUCAGAAAAUACGCAUUAUCUUAAUUAAAGUUUUGCAGUGGUAAAUUGCAGCUGUUAUUGAACUGUUGGUGCUGACUGAAUCUAAAUUUUUGAAAAGAUAUGGGUAUUUUAUUGGUAAUUGACCAUGAAUUAUUAUAUGAUUAAUGGGUAGAUCACAGAUGGUAUUAAUUUCAUCCCGUAAAGUUAUUAAGUGUAAUUUAAAAUAUUUUCUAGAAUUUAUAUUUAAUAUAUGCGAGUUUGAGUAAGAGAACAAGUGCACACAUAAGAGAGAGUGGUUGACUUAGAAAAGAAAGUAUUUGUUAGAACUUUUUGUUGGAUGUAAAUUUUAAAGUGUAAUAUUCAAUGUGACAAUAAUGUUUCUUGGAGGCCAAACUUAUUACAAUUUCAUAUGAAGCAUUUUAAAAUUUGUUUUUAAUACAAUAUGAUAUACCAUACUUACCUGAAUGUAAAACUAGGUUUACUUCAAAACAUCUCAUUUGAAAAAUGUAAGGUCAUCUUCCUUGGAUUAAGCCUGAUCAGUUGGGAUCAAUAUCUUUACAUUACCUUUCUCUGUCGAGAAACUUGAAAACCGAUGUAACAAUAAGUUUCAAAGGUGAUAAUAAAAAACUGUGUGUAUUUCUAGUACCUAUAAAGUUUUCUUAGCAUUCAUUGUGUAUAUGUUAAACGAUUUGUUAUUGAGGAGUAUUUUUAAUAAGCCAGCCAAAAGAGUGUCACAAACAAAUUGCAUUGUAGUAACUAUGGCAUACUUGCGUGGUAAUAACAUAUGAAUGAUAUUGUAAUAAAGUGAAAAUAAAUGGAUAUCAAAAAUUUGGUAUCACAGAAGGGUAUGUUCUUAGAUAAGCGAAGAAUGUAUUUCAAUGUGAAAAACUUUCAGGGGAACUAAAAGUUAGAAGACAACCUACAGUGGGGGGGCAGAGAAACAAUAUGAAGUAAGAACAAUGAUAGUUGUAAACAAGAAGUAAACAAAUACAGACAGAAAUACAAGACAGUAUUCUAGUCAAUGAGAGUAUUUGGGAUUUUAUUGUGACUGAAUUGUUGGUUGAAAAGGGAAGAAAAUUAAGGUGGGUUCUUACUAAUUAGGGGGUGUCAUAUAGUCAUUCAUCUUAUAGUUGGGUAAAUGUGGUAUUAAUUUCAAGCAAAAUAUUUUUUAAACAACUCCUAGUAAAAGUGAUUACUUUUAAGGCAUGCAACAUGUGCUUAAAGUUGAAUUUUAAGCACUAGUGCUAAAAGUGAGAUAUUGCUCACAUGUUCAGAUAAAACUUAUUUCAUCAAAGUAAACAAAAUAUUUUCAUGUGAUUGCAUCAGCUACUACUGACCUUGGUGUAAUCUACUGACUGCAUGCUUGAAUUAAAAUAAAAUGAAUGUCAGUAAGGUUGUCUUCAAAAUAGUGUACGACACAUAGCAAAAGUGAUUUUAUUUGCUCACAGGAUUGUAAAAUAAUAUGUUACUUUACCACUCGAAUCAUAAAUAACUAAUUGUGCUUGGAAGAUAAACUAGAUAGCUUUUCCUGUGCAUGACCUGUUUGUUUAGAGUGUCUAAAAAAAUGCAUGAUUGUGCAUAAAGUGCUCAAUUUUCAAAUAUACUUUUUUUAGUGUGUACAGAAAAUUACUUCUGAAAAUAUGUUGUCUUUUGUCUAUUGUUGUACAUUGUGAGAAUUGUUAGCAAUUUGAAAUUACUAAGCCCUGAAAUUUUUAAUUGUAAAAAUUUUAAAUUAAAUUUUUGCAAUCAGUGCUUUGGGUUUUACUGUUUAAAAUAUUUUUAUAGAGAAAAUUAUAGGUUUCCAUGCAAAUAAAAUUAAAACAGGCCGUAUACUUGACUUUCGAUAUUUCUGACAAUUGUUUUUUCAUGUAUUUAACGUGACACAAACAGUUAAGUACUCAAAUUUUUCGUUGGCUUUCUUUGAACUAUUAAGUGUCUACUUGUAUGUGAAAAAAUGUGUUCCACAUCAGAACUUCAUGGUGGUGAUUUCCUUAUGAUUUCAAGGCAUUUCUUGUACACUUUGACACCAGAGAACAUGAUUUACUCCCAGAUUUACUAAUUCCAUGUCUAAAUACAGUUUCUAACAAUCAGUACUGUAAUUAAUACCGAUAUUUAGGUGCUUCAUAAAAAUGAAGUGUUUUUUAGACUUACAAAAUUAACAAAAGUUGGAUAUUUACUGAACAUUUCAAUAUUUUCCACCUUUGAGCAUGGAAAACAGAUGAAGUGUAAAUCUAUGAAUCCAGGGGUUAAUAAUUACAAAUUUCUUUUAAUUUCUGCAAAUAAAAAAUUAGGUAUGAAUAUUAUAUAACAAUGUAAAAUGUAUUAAGUGAUGGAGAACCUAUUUAUAACUGUUUGUACUUUAAUGCUGAAUCAGUUCUGUAAAUUUUCAGUUAAAUCUGAGAAUGAAAAGCAUCAAGAUCAAAAGUAAAUGUUAAUAGAGGUUUUGCAUUAGAAGAUUGUCACCUGUUGAAUAUAUUAAUAAAAGUAUGAUAAUAGUUUAUUUUGGUAAUCACUAUUUUUGGAAAAUAGUGAAUAUAAUAAUGAUUUUUUACUGUUUCUUGGUACAAAACAUCUUUACAAAUUUGCAAGUAUUGUUUGAUAUGUGAACACUGCAGGUCAUGGAAAAUGAUUAUUGAGUGAAAGAAUCUAAUUGUCUUCCCUAAUUAUUAAAGCAAAUUUACUGGGAGAAAACAGUCCCACUUAAGAUAUUCUUAGUAUCACUUGAAAUUUAAAAAAAAUUCUGUCAAAUGACUGCGCAUAUACUGGUAAAUUAAUAUUUCAAGUAUGUCUAAUGAAGAUCUUCAGAAUAUUACUCUGUAUAACAUAUUUCUAAUUAAGUGUAUUUCUCUAACAAGGAGUUUUGUGUGGCACCAACGACCAAUUUGAAAACCAUGUGGUUACAUUUGAUUCAGCCAUUUUAGUUAAAUUCAUACUUACUAUUUAUUAUUUUAUUAUAUUUUCUUAGUAUAGUUGCAUUCCCUUUUUGUCUUUCAAAUUACUUAAGAAAUAAGCAAAUUUAUAGCAACUUUAUUUUUUGUCUUUAGAAUUAAAAUUACUACAUUGGGAUAUUUUAAGGAAUUUAAGUUUAUAAAUUAAUGACUAAUUCAAAACAUACCGAAGAUGAGAAAGUAAUUGAUUUCUGUUUGAAAAAUUUACUGUUAUUAAUAUUGUUAUAUAUUCUUAGUGCAGCUGGUUCUGUAACUGUAUGUAGUUGUUCAAUGUAUACAAGCUACAUAUUUGAUAUAUUUGUACAUUUACAUUUUAUUGUAUUAAUGUUCUGAAUCAUUGGUGUUAUUCUCUAUAGAGGUUCUUACUAUUAUUUCUUUACUCUGUUUUCUUCAUGCUACAUUUUGUGGAAACUUGCUCAGACUUUCUGCUCAUCUGUCUUGUACCGUCCAGUAAGGCAUUUGCAACUAAAGGAAAGUAAGUGUACAGGUAGUAUUUCCUUGCAAAUAUUUCAACUUGUAGACUAUGACCAAGUUGUAAAGAAAUAUAUAUCAAAAUAAAGACACUGCAGUUACUGU